AUGGCAGAAAUUGAAAAAGAAGUGGAAGAAAAAGAAGAGCCAAAAGUCAUCCCAGGAGUAAUUUAUAUUUCGACACUUCCAAAAGGGAUGGGCCCCGUGCAUCUACGUCAGAUUUUGUCGCAGUUCGGCGAAAUCGACAGAAUCUACUGCGCGGCGAAUUAUCAAAGAAAAAGAGCACUCACAGAUACAAAGAAGACGAUUUCAAAGAAGGCUGGGUCGAGUUCAAGAAAAAGAAACACGCAAAAAAGGCGGUAG
Molecule: messenger RNA, 255 nt
Organism: Oikopleura dioica
Lineage: Eukaryota; Metazoa; Chordata; Appendicularia; Copelata; Oikopleuridae
Source: the annotation of a GenBank genome assembly